AUGUUGUUCGCGAUCAACGACAAGGUUGCGACAUACGGCAGCCUCCUGGUGGUGGUUGUAGCGGCGGGAAUGGUUCGAUCGAGCGUCGCUCAAACUGUGGAAAUUUGUUCGUUCUGCCGCUGCCUUGAGAACGCCAAGGAAUCGUCGAUUAUCGUGGAUUGUUUCGAAAGCAGCAGGACACAUCGGCAGCGACCUUCGCACUACUUUGAUCUGCGCAACAUGCUCUGGCCGGUUACGCCGGAGGUUUCCGGCAGUCAACCGCCCAGCGUGCGGGCUUUUUUCAAGGAUCUUAGUUUGCGGGAUUUACCAAUUCCCUUCGAGACACGAGGCAUCAGACAAGGUGUCGGUUUAUCCUGCAUGCUGUUUAACAUCGCUCUAGCGGUUGUGAUCCGACGAACGGUCAUCACCAAAGGUAGCCAACUCCUAGGCUUCGCAGAUGACUUUGAUACCAUUGCCAGGAGCUUGGCGAAGGCGGAGACAGUUUACGCCAGACUGGAAGCAGAGUCUAGGUGCCUUCCACGGACGGUAAUCGAUGACGGCGACGAACUGGUCGCUGUCAAGGGAUCGCUGGUGACCAUGGACAACAACACUCGUAAAGUGAUUCAGCGGGGCAUUAAAAAGCCUGUCGCAAAACACAUAUCUGCAAGUCAACAAGUCGUGGAACUAAGUUUCCAAAAUGUUCAUCUCGAAACAUUGCCAACUGAGCCAUUCCGAAAUGUUAGAAACCUGGAGACCCUCACAAUAUCCGGCAACAAUUUGCAAACCAUAGAAAACGAUUUCUUCGCCUUCCAAAACAAGCUGCACCGUUUGGAUUUAACGAACAAUACGCUGGUGUCGCUGAACGCUCUGGAGCGCUCCCGGUUCGAAACGUUAGAAUUCAUUGACCUAUCGUACAACAAGCUGGGGACGGUAUCGCGACAGCUGCUUUACGUCCUGCAGAACGUAAGCAUUAUUCGGCUGGAGAAUUGUGACAUCUACAGCUGGGAUUGUCCCGCCAACACACGCUGGAAAGUUCUCGAUUUGGACUGGAAUCACUUAACCGACAUUACGACUAAAACCUUCAGCGGUUUGGAGCAAUUGGAAGCACUGUAUUUAUCCCACAACAACAUCCGCAUAGUCAAUCCGCAAGCGUUUGAAGAUUUGCACCAUUUGGUACGACUGGAUCUAUCUCACAAUGAAAUAUUUAAAUUGGGACAUAACUUGAUACUGCCUAAAGCAGUGGAGAUAAUCAAUUUAGCCAACAACAGUAUUGAGCGAUGGCCUUUCGAAAAGCUUUCCGAAGUCAUGCGAGUUAUAAACAUUGAACAUAACGGAUUGUCCGAAAUCGAUCCGGACCUACCGGUGAACGUUCGGAUACUAAAUGCAAGUAACAAUCGACUGCGGAAAUUUUCCGGUGAACUGUUUCCCGAUCUCAUCCGGCUGGACCUAUCGGAUAAUUUGCUGGACGCUGUUCCCAGCAGUUUGUGGCCAAAUUUGACGACUCUGACCCUGGACGGUAACCCUAUGGAUCGGAUAUUCUUUGAAAAUCCGACGACGUUGAAAGUGCUUUCGCUGAACAGGAUGCCCAAUUUGGUUGAAUUGGAGGCGUCGGCUUUCACGAAUCUAGCUGGUGCCGACGAAUCUAAGGAGCGCGACUGUGUCGAGAUUCAUAUUGCAGGUUGCCCUAACUUGCGACGCAUAGACCCGAAGGCAUUCGAGGAAGCCAGCGUUUGUAAGCUGGAUCUUAGUAACAAUCAGCUCACAUCUAUACCUGAAGAACUUAUUGAGUGGAAAAGCUUGUACGGCGGCGUAAACCUUCAGGGAAAUCCGUUGGAUUGCAGCUGCACGGAACAGUGGCUGGUCGAUGUAAUUCUUUCGCAGCUUUAUGACAAUGCUGAUUUACAGUAUUUGCUGGACGAUUUACGCUGCCAUACCCCGCUCGAAAGGCGAGGCCAGCGAUUGGUAAAAUACCUUCACCACAGGGGCGCUUUCUGUGGCGUUGCAAAAAUGGAACGAUUACGCAACAGCCAGGACGAGGACGAGGUGGUGAAAGCCAGCUUUGGAAGUCUUGGAAGUAUAUUGUGUUCCUCGGACGACGAAAACUGCCUGCAUGUUCAUAAGGGCACUGGCUUAAUAGCGGCUUUAAGCAUGAUGCUUGUCACCCUAAUCCUUUCAGUGGUUAUGGUGGUUUUCAUUCUUGUUCGAAGGAGAAAUGAACGAAGGAAAGUGCCGGAAGGUGUGCUGCUUAUGCCGCAAUUUAGGUACUAA
This is a messenger RNA of Sabethes cyaneus, 2247 nucleotides long. Its product is annotated as toll-like receptor 7. The record is from RefSeq and is a predicted model, not a curated record. Gene Ontology annotation, molecular function: protein binding. Bases 1 to 2247 code for a protein of 748 amino acids. NCBI's taxonomy places the organism in Eukaryota, Metazoa, Arthropoda, Insecta, Diptera, Culicidae. The transcript is spliced from 7 exons.